GCCGGGCGUCGCGGCGCAGCGUGCGGGCCAGUCGCCCUCCAGCCACCGCCCCAGUUACGACCUGAGCGACAUUUCCGGCGUGCUUAACUCUUUUCUGGUCCGGUUUCCUUCUUCUCGUCCUUCCAAGCCCGCGUCUCUCAGUCUCGCGCGCCCGAUCCCGUCGCCGAGAUCCGCGAGACCUCCCGCGUAACAACAUUCCCCUCGUACGAAACGAAACGACAAUAUGCUGAUCGGUCUCGUGCGCGACUCGGUGCUCCAGUGCUUCUGUCACAGCUGCAAGGCCCCGCUGAACGUCGUAGCGGGACAGAGACGGAAUAAUGCGCCGUUUAAGAAGCCGAGCGGCAAGGGCAAGCCGCGGACCAAGCAGCCGAAAAAGGUGAAGUUCAUCACGACCGAGAUUCGAUGCCAGGAGAAGUCCAAGGGCGGACUAUGCUACGAGGUGAUCCUGGCGGAGCCGACGGUGCCUAAGAGAGCUCCUUCGCCGCCGCAGCAGAGCCCGACGCAGCAGACCGCGAUCGAGGACAAGUUGAAGGCCGCCGAGGAGCGAAGACUGUCUAUCGAGGCGCACAAGCUCGCUGCUCUCGCCGCUAAGCUCAGCAAGAUCGAGGAAGCGUCCCGCAAGAAGGACGAGCUCAGCGCGGCCUUUAUCGCCGCCACCCGCGAGUCCUUGGACGCGAAAAUGAACAACACGGAAGAGAAGCGAGAGGCCCACAUCGCCGAGCUGAAGAACAAACUGAAGGAGCAUUUGGAGAGUGUUGAGAAGACUCGCCUGAGCCUCGAGCAACAAACCGAGGAAGUGCGAUGCGCCGUCGAGGAGAAACUGAAGACUGCCGCGGCUCAGCGUGACGAAAAUAUCAAGAGAAUGCUGGAUCGUCUCAAGGAGCAUGAAGAGCAGGUAGCUCGCGUACGUCAAGGUAUGUCGGAGCGCGUGCAGCAGUUGGAGUCCCAAAUCCAGGGCAAGUUGGAGCAGGCACGUGAACGUCGCGAGAGCAUCGAGCGCGAGCAGAAGGAGAAGCUACGCAAUCAUGAGAGGCGCGCCGAAAUCGUAAGACAAAAUAAGAAGGAGCGUAAGGAUGGUAAUCCUACAGAGUUAUCGCAUCCAAUGCCGGUGGAGAACGAGACCGCCAGUUCCGGCUAAGUGUCAGGCGCUCUCUUCAAGGCCGUUCGAACGCCCUGCAAAGCUCUGUUUCGCUUUGUGCCAUUAUUUUCUGACUCGAAAUAAAACGGGAGAUCGAUCGCCGCGCAUCAGACAUGUUCGCAUUUCGAGGGAAAGAGGUAGAGGGAACCGGAUCGUUUCUCCUUGCGGUUCCUGAAUGUCGCAUGGACAAUACUGCCUUCAUCACGUUGCUACCACUUCGUCAACGUUCCGCAUUGAAAGAAUGUAUGGUUUCCUGAAAUUUUCGAAGGAAAAAGCGAGGGUACUCAACUAUUUUGAGGAGGUUGUUGCGAAAGUUUGAUUCGGCUUUACAUAUGAGAGAGUUAUAGGCGUUAAGAUAUGGGACCUAGUUCUAGAAUCGGAAAAAACGUAAGAAUUAAAAGAAUUAUUACAAGAUUGAGCUAUUCAAAGAUUUAGAAGAGUUCAAGAUUGUCAAAAUUCAAGAACUUUUUUCUAUUUUUUUACUCAUUAAAAAUAUAGAAAUUACAAGAGUCUACGAUACUGUAAUAUCGAUAUAUUCCAAGAUCAAGAUAUCGAGAAUUUGUAAAAACUAGAAACUUUUUUACAAGAUUAUUAUAAGAGUCUAUGAAAAGGCCAAAGAACUCUCGCAGCAACCCGAAGAAAAUAUGUUCCAGAGAAAUACACAAUUUUUUUACAUAAAAUAUAAUUCAAGAUGAAAUUAAAAAUCAGAUUUUAAAGCGCGUUUAAGGGAUUCAACCUUGGCCUUUAUUAAUACUACAAAAUACAAUAAUAUGCUAAUAAUAAUAAUAGAAAUCUUUAUUUUUUAUUUUGAUCGAUUGACUACAAAUAUAUCCAAGGAAAAACAAAAAAAAAUACAAAGAUGCUCUUUUUAAUCCGUUCAUAUGGAUUUUUGCGCGUUGACUAAUUAGAUUCGUCUUCUUUUUUAAUAUUAAUCUUGUUAAUCUUGUUCUCAAUGGGAAAAAAGUAUAAAGUAUGAGAAAAGACCGCUACGAUGGCUAACGAUCGAUUAACCGUGAUUAUCGGCUGUUCAUUUUGAAUCGCAACACAAUGCAUCGUUUCCCGGAGAUUUAGUUUGAGAGAGAUUAAUGGAUUAUUAUAAAUCUAUCACUAUCGCUACAACUUAGGUACUAAAUGAUGCGACUGCAGCUUUGUGUGUGCGUGUACACACACAAGAGGAUAUAUGUGCGCGCGAUGUGUUAAGCACACUCAUGAUUAUAUAUAUAAUAGACAUACAAUUAUAAUGAUAUAUUAAUGAUAAUAAUAAUACAAUAAUGAUAAUAGUGCUUUAUACUAGGCUUGAAAAACUUGAGAAAACAUUUUGUACUCAUUGUAAUAUUACUGCGCUAACCAAAAUGAGAUAACACUCACACGAGAAAUGUAGUCUAACGAAAUAUGAUAUAAUGUGACGCUUC
Molecule: messenger RNA, 2550 nt
Organism: Temnothorax curvispinosus
Lineage: Eukaryota; Metazoa; Arthropoda; Insecta; Hymenoptera; Formicidae
Gene: stai
Product: stathmin
Exons: 6
Coding region: 224-1138 (304 amino acids)
Biological process (GO): microtubule depolymerization; regulation of microtubule polymerization or depolymerization; neuron projection development
Cellular component (GO): cytoplasm; neuron projection
Molecular function (GO): tubulin binding
Source: RefSeq, a predicted model, not a curated record